UAGAUAACUACCUUUUUAAGCUAACAACUUGUUGAUGGACAAAGAAGUAGGGUCUGGAUUUCUCAUCUUUCUAAGAUAUCUUUUUCGAUAACUGGAGUAUUUAUUGGGAAGUUGGGCAGUUCUUUUUUUUCUAUCGCUGCACAGGGAAGGAAAUUUUUCCGGGACGGGCUGGGGGGAGUGCUGGCUAUGAAUUUUUUUGGACCAUACAGAUUGCAUCCGUCGCUGAUAGAGCGGAGACUUGGAAACCCUUUAUAAGACAAUGCCUCUUUAUUCACAAAUCCUGAACCUUUGUUGUAUUACUUCCUCUUUCUUUUCCUUCGCUCGAAUCUAUUGAAUGCCCAAAGCACACUGUUGACUUUGUCCUUAUUUAUACAUAUCUCCACAUCGUCCAAGUUAAUUCUUCUCAACUCCACCCACUCCGAUGCCUACAGAAGUUGCGACUGCUACCGCUUGGAAUUUCCAAAUUCCUGUUACAGCUUCAGCUGAAGCUAUGGACGAACCUUGCCCAGAACUAUCAUCGUCGGUGUCGACUCGCGAUUCAGCUAUUGACACUCGCAGCAUACACUCGACCUAUACCCCACCACGAAAGAUGACAUCCAAACUACAAGGAUUAUUUCAUCAUUCAAAUAAUGAACAGUCGUCAGGAAAACGACAUUCUAUGAAUUUGUUUGGCAAAAGUCGCAGUUCUUCGCAAUCGUCUGGAUCCACUUCUCCAUCGGCUAUUCCUUCAUUGAGCCAAAAGUAUGGCUCGUGCAAGAAGGGUUUCGUCAGCGAAGGAGCUACUGCCGUCAUUCGAUUGGUCACUAAAUCCAACUGCUGCUCCGACGUUUAUUGCGUCAAGGCUUUCCACAAAAAGGCUAAAGACGAUAGUGAUCGCAGUUACAUGAAACGCAUGACCAGCGAAUUCUGCAUCAGCUCUACACUGCGACAUGAAAAUGUGGUCAAGACACUUGAUCUUGUGAUAGACGAGAAAGGCCGCUACUGCGCUGUGAUGGAAUAUUGCUCUGGCGGUGACUUGUUUGAAGUUGUACGAGAACGUAGUCUUACCGAUGAAGAAUUGGCCUGUUUAUUCAAGCAACUUCUUCGUGGUCUUCAGUACAUGCAUGAAAGUGGUGUCGUUCACCGUGAUAUCAAACCCGAAAAUUUAGUCUUAACCUCCAGCGGUACUCUGAAGAUCGCUGACUUCGGGGUCUCUGACGUCUUCCAGUCGUGUUUCGAAACUACUCCCCGAAACUGUAAAGGUGCUGUUGGUAGUCAUCCAUACCAUUCUCCCGAAUUGUUUGAAAACGGCAAUGACUACGAUGGUCGUGCUAUGGAUGUAUGGAGUGCUGCCAUUACUUUCUACUGCAUGAAAUUCCGUCGCCUUCCCUUCUUGUCCGCCACCAAGGACGACGCCUCCUAUGCGGAAUUCCUUGCAGCCUUGCCAAACCGCGAUUGGGCCCCAUUCGCUAAUAUGUCUCAGGCGCAACAAGAUUGCUUGUAUGGCAUGCUUGAUAUCAAUCCAAAGACUCGUUGGACUAUCAAGCAAGCUCUAGAGUCUGAGUGGAUGCAGUCCGUAGAAGUUUGCCAAGACGGAGCCUUGAAAUCUGGCUGGAAGCAUUACCACUAUCUUCCUUCUCGCCGAUGAGAAACCUAAGCUCUUCGAAUCUAGAAAUCCGAGAAGAAACAACUUCCAUACCUAGACAUGCAUGAUAUCUGGUUUAUUCAAAAUGUAUUAUACUCAUUUUUUCCUUUUUCUGUACCUCCCCACCCUUUCCUUCAACUCCAUUUGUAACAAUAUCUGUUUUCUGUAAUCAUAAACAAAAUGCAAAAUUCCCCGUACUUUCAAUAUUACCGUUUGUCCCUUAGUUGAUUAAAUGCAGUGAUAAUCGAAUAGCGCA
This is a messenger RNA of Umbelopsis ramanniana AG, 1880 nucleotides long. RefSeq lists its product as uncharacterized. Bases 422 to 1627 code for a protein of 401 amino acids. Gene Ontology annotation, molecular function: ATP binding; protein serine/threonine kinase activity. NCBI's taxonomy places the organism in Eukaryota, Fungi, Mucoromycota, Umbelopsidomycetes, Umbelopsidales, Umbelopsidaceae. The record is from RefSeq and is a predicted model, not a curated record. The transcript has 2 exons. Gene Ontology annotation, biological process: intracellular signal transduction; protein phosphorylation.